Molecule: messenger RNA, 1125 nt
Organism: Prosopis cineraria
Lineage: Eukaryota; Viridiplantae; Streptophyta; Magnoliopsida; Fabales; Fabaceae
Product: zinc finger protein 1
Exons: 1
Coding region: 123-872 (249 amino acids)
Biological process (GO): negative regulation of abscisic acid-activated signaling pathway
Source: RefSeq, a predicted model, not a curated record
UCCCCGGUAUAUCAACUUUUUUUUUAUUUAUUUAUUUUUUAACUUCAUGUUACGGUGUUAAUCAAUAAUCCACAAGUAUUUGUCAUCCUUGCAAACAAGGGGACCAGGAAAAGCACCCAGAGAUGGAAGAACCGAGGAACAACACAGGCCUACAUCAACUUGUUGAAGACGAAGACAAAAAAUACCAAGAAGACAAGGUCAAGAGAGAAACUUUAUUUGAUCUGAACGCAUCUGGUCCUGAUUCUGGUGUUGAUAACGGCCCCGAACUCAAUCUCAUCACUCGUUUGGAUCAGAGUCCAUCAAAAGCAUCAUCAGAAAGCUGUGCCGAUGGUGCCGAUGCUGGUGUUGGUUCAGGAGCAGAACCACGAUGUUUUUCAUGUAAUUACUGCCAGAGAAAGUUCUACAGUUCACAAGCGCUAGGGGGACACCAAAAUGCGCACAAGAGAGAGCGAUCAAUAGCGAAAAGAGGACAGAGGCUUGGAACGCAAAUACUGGCUUCAGCAGCAGCUUAUGGUCAUCCUUUCCUGCAUAAUUAUGGGUAUGCGAGCAUGGCGUCCCUGCCUCUCUACGGUGCUGCUUGCAAUAACGAGCCUCUGGGGAUUCAGGCUCACUCUUUGAUCCACAAGCCAUGUAAUAAUGGGCACAGGGCUUGGGCACACCAGCCCGGGAUAGGGAAGCUAGAGAUGGUGAAUUUUCAUAAAACGACGUCGGGAUUAGCUUCGAGAGGAAGUGUGGGGAGGUUUGAAAUUGUGAAGACUAUGAUGGGUUGUGCAGAAAAUGAAGAGAUCAGUGGGCGUUUGGUGGGCGGGACUCACUGCUUGAAGACUAGCCCAGAAGAAACGAAGCACCUUGAUUUGUCUCUCAAGCUUUAGGCAUAGGCUCGUUGAUUAGGUUUGGCCUCUUGGAUGGUACGAUCAGCAUGAUCAAUAGGCCAAAGCAUUUUGUCAAAUUUCUUUUCCCAUCGUGUGGAAUAAUUAUAUUUUGUAAAUUUUUUUCCUGGUAGGAUCAAAUUUCUGUUUCUGUUGAUCAACUUGAUUUGUAGCGUAUUCAACUCCUCUGUAAGGAGUGUCAUUUAGUUCAUAUUUCAAGUUUUUCACGGCGUCAUUUUUUGCGCCUCCUGCUUUA